This is a messenger RNA of Symphalangus syndactylus (siamang), 3649 nucleotides long. RefSeq names its product chimerin 2 (gene CHN2). Gene Ontology annotation, biological process: regulation of small GTPase mediated signal transduction; signal transduction; positive regulation of GTPase activity. NCBI's taxonomy places the organism in Eukaryota, Metazoa, Chordata, Mammalia, Primates, Hylobatidae. Gene Ontology annotation, molecular function: GTPase activator activity. The record is from RefSeq and is a predicted model, not a curated record.
AGUGGCGGGAGCUGUCAAGCCCGCAGCAGCCGAACCAGCCCCCGAGCGUCCGCGUCUCCUCUUCUUCCUUUGUGUGUGCGCGAGCGGAGUUGGGGCGGAGGGAGAAGGGGGAGGUCGCUCUGUCUGUCCGUCUCCCGCCGCCUCUGCCCGGUCUACUCGAAGUGCGGCGGGAGAGGCGGGAGCCCAGGAGAGGGUGCGGGAGCUGGCGGGGCGGCUCGGGGCUGCCAGGACGCCCUGGUCCCAGCCGCGCACAGGGGAGCGCGGACGGCAGAGGGACUCGGCGGGAGCCGAGAUCCGCCCGUCCCGCCUGCCCCUCGGCCUCCCUCUGCUCCCACCUACCCCCUGACACCCGGAGAAAAGCGUGCAAAGGCGCGGAGCGGGACGGAAACCACAAAUAAAUAGCGGCGGCGGCAGCGCGUCAUCUGGUGGAGCAGGAAGUGCAGGCAGAGUCCGGAGGCUGGUGCUUUCUGCGCGUCCCCAGGACUUUGCCAUGGGCUGGGGGCCGCGGAGGCUGCGAGCAGCCGGGCGAGGGCAGCGGCAGCGGCGGCGGCGCCCGCACCGGGGCUGAGCGAGCAGCGACGUGAGGGGCGCGCGGAGAUGGCAGCGUCCAGCAACUCCAGUCUGUCCGGCUCCUCGGUGUCCUCCGUCUAUUCUGAACCCAGAAGCCAGAGGGAGCUUCCAAAAUAUGCUGAAGAAUACCAGCCUCCAAUAUGGAAAUCAUACUUAUAUCAGUUACAGCAAGAGGCACCUCGUCCCAAGAGAAUCAUUUGUCCUCGGGAGGUGGAAAACAGACCAAAAUAUUAUGGAAGAGAGUUUCACGGGAUCAUCUCCCGGGAGCAGGCGGAUGAGCUUCUUGGAGGCGUGGAGGGUGCCUACAUCCUUAGAGAAAGCCAGCGGCAACCAGGAUGCUACACGCUGGCUCUCAGGUUUGGAAACCAGACCUUAAACUACAGGCUCUUCCACGAUGGCAAACACUUUGUGGGUGAGAAGAGGUUUGAGUCGAUUCACGAUCUGGUGACAGAUGGCUUGAUAACACUGUACAUAGAAACAAAAGCUGCCGAGUACAUUUCAAAAAUGACAACUAACCCCAUCUAUGAACACAUUGGAUAUGCCACCCUACUCAGAGAAAAAGUAUCCAGAAGGCUGAGCAGGUCUAAAAAUGAACCAAGAAAAACAAACGUCACACACGACGAACACACGGCGGUGGAAAAGAUCUCCUCCCUGGUUCGAAGGGCAGCCCUCACACACAACGACAACCACUUCAACUAUGAGAAGACACACAACUUUAAGGUCCACACAUUUCGAGGCCCACAUUGGUGUGAAUAUUGUGCCAAUUUCAUGUGGGGGCUCAUCGCCCAAGGGGUCCGGUGCUCAGACUGUGGAUUGAACGUACACAAACAGUGUUCCAAGCACGUUCCCAAUGACUGCCAACCUGAUCUCAAGAGGAUCAAGAAAGUGUACUGUUGUGACCUCACAACACUUGUGAAGGCCCACAACACUCAGAGACCCAUGGUGGUGGACAUAUGCAUUCGGGAAAUUGAAGCAAGAGGAUUAAAAUCGGAAGGCCUUUACAGAGUCUCUGGGUUCACUGAACACAUUGAAGAUGUCAAAAUGGCAUUUGACAGAGAUGGUGAAAAGGCCGAUAUAUCUGCCAAUGUCUAUCCAGACAUAAACAUCAUCACUGGAGCCCUUAAACUGUAUUUCAGAGACUUACCCAUCCCUGUCAUCACAUAUGAUACCUACUCCAAAUUUAUAGAUGCAGCAAAAAUCUCCAAUGCAGAUGAGAGGCUGGAAGCCGUCCAUGAAGUGCUGAUGCUGCUGCCUCCUGCCCACUAUGAAACCCUCCGGUACCUAAUGAUCCACCUCAAAAAGGUUACUAUGAAUGAAAAAGAUAAUUUCAUGAAUGCAGAAAAUCUGGGGAUCGUGUUUGGGCCCACUCUGAUGAGGCCCCCUGAGGACAGCACCCUUACCACCCUGCACGAUAUGCGGUACCAAAAGCUGAUUGUGCAGAUUUUAAUAGAAAAUGAAGACGUUUUAUUCUAAUCCAUCAGGGAAAUGAGCUGAAUGGCCCCAGCCCCAUCCAAGUUGACAAAGCUAAAGGAAUAAAAACAUUUCUUACCACUUGAUUUGUUUUCCAAGCAAGUGCUAGAAUUUGCUGGACCGCAGAGGAUUGCCGAGUAGGGUACUGUGUCUCAUAGACAUGCGCCACCUCCACGUGAAAACAAGGGUGAAGGUGGGGGAAGCCCCUCACCUUGGGUCUUUUGCUGUGCCUCCUAUGUAUGUCUGGUUGGCUGGAAGAGUGAUUAAUACAUCUUUAAUUUAUUAAAAAACGAUGUAGACCUUUAAACUUCAGUCUUAUUGGUAAUAAAAGGGAACUUAAUUCAUAAAGGUACUUGAUACAGUUAUACAUUUUCCACUUAGAAAAAGAAGACAAUUCUGUUAAAUGUUAAAUGAAACCUAUAUCGUAAAAUGUAUUUUUAUUUUAGCCACAAGAAUGUUAUUUUUAGCAAAUAGAACUCAAUGCAGUGCAUUGGUUAUUACCCUGUGUACCUUGUCCCUCAUUUUGCUGUGACACCCUGAAAAAGUUGACCACGAAUGCAGUAUUAUCUUGACAUACCUCUGUCCUCCUCAGUGCUUUUCAAUGAAAUUUCACCUGCCCCUUGUGUUCCUGCUUUUGAUAGUUUUUGCUCUUAAGCACUGGCAUUCUUCUAUUGUAUGGUAUAUAUUUAUAGCAAUUGUAGGAUGGUCUGAAAUGUCCACAAACUUUCUAUUCAUACAAAUUUUGUGAAUUCCCAAAGUAUGCUUUGGAAUUGGUCAUAGUCUUUUCGUAUCAUGAGUGUGUAUCCCAGAAGAUACAGAAUGCGGUCAUUUUACCUGAAAUUAUUUGAGAACACUGGAUGUAUCUGGUCUGUGUAAAAAGUUAACACUUUCCCUCUUUUCUUCCCGGCCAAGCCCUCUGAAUUCAUCUGUUAAUAUCGAAUUGUAUUUUUGCCACAUUUCUGUAUUGGUGAAAAGCGAAUCUGCAGAAUAAUUGUCAAUGUUUUUCAUUUUUGUUUUACAAACCUAUUUUUUAAAGUGAGAAUAAGGUUGGUUUUUACCAAAUAUUUGUUCCUCCUUGACAAAAGUAGCUCUGUGUGGAUAAUAUGAUUUUAUUACUACAGUUCUAUUCACUUGGUUAUAUUUAUCUUAGCAUGAGCCUUUCACAUCAAGAUUUCUAUAUUUUGUAACAUAGGUGAAACAUUUAAAACAUCAAAAACUGUAAAUCUAGAUUUUUAAAAAAUCCAACUACAAUGUCUUUUCCUUUGAUUGAGAUGAUUUGUGUAAACUCACCAGUCUUGCUUUGGAGUGAGCAGAAGAGAAUGACUGUUUUGCGUGGAGCAUCAUCGUGUGACUGUUGACCUGGACAGUCCCAAGGGCUAUGCAGAUGGACUCCAUUGGCACACGGAGGUCAGAAUGGUUUGACCUCUUCCCUGCUAUUAUCCCUCCUCCCAACUGUACAGAUUUGUUUGUUGUAGUUUAUGUACUUCUUGAUACUGUCAAAAAAUUAUCUGGAAAUGGUUUUAUUUUGUGAAGUGAACAAUACUUUGUAAUUUAUGAUAGUGUAAAUGGAAGGCAAAGCAUCACACGUAUUAAAUUCUUCUGUCUAUUA